Molecule: messenger RNA, 2280 nt
Organism: Haliotis rubra (blacklip abalone)
Lineage: Eukaryota; Metazoa; Mollusca; Gastropoda; Lepetellida; Haliotidae
Product: EH domain-containing protein 3-like
Exons: 2
Coding region: 92-1708 (538 amino acids)
Biological process (GO): endosomal transport; endocytosis
Cellular component (GO): cytoplasm; plasma membrane
Molecular function (GO): calcium ion binding; protein binding; GTP binding
Source: RefSeq, a predicted model, not a curated record
UUCGUCAAGUUCCGGUGCCUCCAUCUUCUUGACAUAUAAAAGCCGGUAGAGGAAACACUGUGAUCAGUGUGUGUUGACCAAGUUAUUCAACAUGUUGCGGUGGUUAUCAAACGACGACCGUCGAAAGAAAGAGCCCGAGGUGUACGCGAAUGUAGUUGAAGGGCUAAAGAAAGUCUACAAGCAGAAAUUACUGCCAUUGGAAGAGCACUACAAAUUUCACGAUUUUCAUUCCCCGCCCCUCGAUGACGCUGAUUUUGACGCUAAGCCUAUGAUUUUGCUAAUCGGCCAGUAUUCAACGGGUAAAACCACAUUCAUCAGGUACCUUCUGGAGGCAGAUUUCCCCGGAAUAAGAAUCGGCCCUGAACCAACAACGGAUAGAUUUAUAGCUGUUAUGUACGGUGAUCAAGAUGGCAUGGUUCCUGGUAAUGCGCUUGUGGUUGACACGAAGAAACAGUUUCGUCCCCUGUCAAAGUUUGGUAACGCCUUCCUCAACAGAUUCCAGUGUUCCAUGGUAAAAAAUUCAGUCCUGGAUAGUAUUACAAUUGUUGACACACCUGGAAUUUUAUCUGGUGAGAAGCAGAGGGUUGACAGGGGGUAUGACUUUGCAGGUGUCUUGGAAUGGUUUGCAGAGAGGGUUGACCGGAUUAUCCUUCUAUUUGAUGCUCAUAAACUUGACAUUUCUGAUGAAUUUCGCAGAGCAAUAGAUGCAAUUAAGGGCUAUGAUGAGAAGAUUAGAAUUGUCUUGAACAAAGCCGAUAUGGUUGAUCAUCAGCAGUUAAUGAGAGUUUAUGGAGCGUUGAUGUGGUCCCUUGGAAAAGUGCUCAAUACACCAGAAGUAGCAAGAGUUUAUAUUGGAUCAUUUUGGGAUCAACCAUUACACUUUGAUAUGAACAGAAGGCUCUUUGAACUAGAAGAAACAGAUCUGUUUAAAGAUUUGCAAAGUUUACCAAGAAAUGCAGCCCUUCGGAAACUGAAUGACCUCAUCAAGCGGGCACGACUUGCCAAGGUCCAUGCUACAAUCAUCAGUCAGUUGAGAAAAGAGAUGCCAUCAGUGUUUGGAAAGGAUUCCAAGAAGAAGGAACUCAUCAACAAACUGGGAGACACGUUUGCUACCCUCCAGCGAGAGUACCAGAUAUCCCCUGGAGAUUUCCCUGACAUCAAACGCAUGCAGGAACAACUCCAACACCAUGACUUCACCAAGUUCCACGCCCUCAAACCCAAACUGGUGGAAACAGUGGACCACAUGCUGGCCAAUGACAUCUCUCGGCUGAUGCAGAUGGUGCCUCACGAAGAAAUGAUGGAAAACUCAGACAUUGGGAAUGUCAAAGGUGGAGCAUUUGAGGGCUACAAUGAGAGUCCAUUCGGGAUUGGCCGUGGAGAAGGUAUUGACAAGGGUCGUGGCGAGCAUGAAUGGGUCGUCAGUCAUGAGAAGUAUGAAUAUGAUGAUGCAUUCGAGAGACUGAACCCUGUCAAUGGAAAAAUUACUGGUGCUGCUGCCAAAAGUGAAAUGGUUAAAUCCAAGCUACCUAAUUCUGUGUUGAGUAAGGUAUGGAAGUUAGCCGAUGUUGACAAGGACGGAAUGCUAGAUGCUGACGAGUGGGCAUUGGCAAAUCAUUUGAUAAAGAUAAAGUUGGAGGGCCACGACCUUCCAUCGGACCUCCCUGAUCAUCUUAUACCACCAUCCAAGAAGAAAGAAGGGCCGGAAUGAAAAUUGCUGUUGCGUUAGAGUGUAAUCUGACCUUCAACUUUAACAUGAUGGCUUGUAUCUAACAACUCUCCUUCAAGUGUUGUUUGUGUUUGGAUUCUGACAUUAACACCGAUUGUGUGUGGUGCACACAUCUUGGAUUGAAGAAGUCUGUGAUGAAACAAGUCUGACCAUAACCCUAUCAUGAUCUUCUUCCGAUGUAGGGGUGGGGUGUAACAAACAACUGAUGGGAGGUAGUGCCUGGCACAUGUCGUCAUCCUUCUGAUUGUGUCUGUCUCUUGUGUGGGUAUAUUGGUACUAUUCAUUAGACAUGGAGAUACAACGGCCACGAUACAUGCAUUUGGUAUUGCUUUGACAAAUUUGUACCUCAACUGUAAUUAAUGAAUGAGAAAUGCAAUUGAUAAAGAACUUUGAUUUAGUACCGUUUGUACAAAAGACAUUUCUGUGUACAAAAUCCAAUAUCAUUUUUGACAAAUAUAUAUAUAAUUAUAUAUUCUAUAUUAUUUUAAUUAAUUAUCUUAUAUCAGUGUAUGACAUAAGCCAAAAAUCCAGCCAGACAUCAGGAUUUAACCAGA